AUGAAUGGCAAGAGAAAAAAUUACAUAGAGACUCGAACGCAUACCGCGUCAUUCCCGAAUAGUGUGGUGUUCCCGGGAGGCGUUUGCGAGGCCGCCGACGCAGACGAAAGGUGGCUUAAACUUCUUAGUUCAUUUGGUUUUACCCAAAGCGAUUUUGAAAGUUUGCAUAAUUCUAGUAGUCCAUUAACGCCUUUAUUUCAAAAUAAUCCCAUUCUAAGGCAUGUAGCAUUGAGAAUUACUGCAAUACGAGAGACUUUUGAAGAGCUAGGUCUCCUUAUCUGCAGUAAAGAGCAUAAAAAUAAUAGGAAGAAUGUAUGGGCAAGUUUAAUAUCAGAUAUUGAUAUAAAGGAGUGGCAAUCACGUGUUAGCAAAAACCCCGCUGAUUUAUUAGUUCUCUGCAAAGAAUACAACUGUUACCCUGAUAUUUGGUCCCUUCACUAUUGGAGUAAUUGGCUCACUCCAAUCAGCCAACCGAAAAGAUUUGAUACUGCGUUCUUUAUCAGUGGAUUGGAAACAAAGCAAACAACUGUGACAAGUGAUGGUGAAGUUGUAAAUGUUGAGUGGUUUACUCCAACAGAAGUUUUAGAAAAAAGUGUUAAAAAAGAGUUGCUUCUCUACCCACCUCAAGCAUAUGAGCUUAAGAGAUUGUCAUAUUUGCCUAAUAUAAAUGAACUCUUAACAUUUUCUAAAAAUAGGAGUUGCCAGGGUAAUGAGUUACUUUAUCCAAUUGUUGUCAAAGCUAAGGAUGGCCUCCUUCAAUUACUUCCAGGUGAUCACCUCUACCCAUCCCAUGUAAACUAUUACACCAAUACUGUUAUUGAGACAGAUAAAACAAUAUUGGAACUAAGAGAAAAUAAUCAACCACUCCACAGAAUUGAAGUCACUAAAUCUGGAAGGCAGUUUGUUAUAAAUAACUAUAAACCUGAAAACCAUAUCAAUAUGAAUAACAUAGUAAUACCCUUUCCCCUGAUAACAGUU
This is a messenger RNA of Iphiclides podalirius (scarce swallowtail), 978 nucleotides long. The record is from the annotation of a GenBank genome assembly. Lineage: Eukaryota; Metazoa; Arthropoda; Insecta; Lepidoptera; Papilionidae.